AUGACGAUACCUCACAACAGAAUAUCUAAAUUGAUGAUGAAUAACAUUAGUGAAAAUUGCGUUAUAAAGUAUGAUAACUACAGUGAAUCACAAGAUUCUGCCAGAGAUGAAACACCUAAAGCACAAAAUUCUGCAUCCAUUUGUUUCUUUCACAAGUAUUUCAUACUGGAUAGAAUACCAAAGUUCAUAAGAACACUGUUCCUUUCGGAUUCCAGGACGAACUAUGAAUCAACGAUGAUGGAGAUUCUCCAAAAGGAGGAAAAUAAUAUUCUGUUAGAGUCUGAUUGGAAAACGUCAUACUUUAACCUGGCACUGCAAGAAUUGGGCCAGAUUAUCACAAGGGUGGAUAACCACAUCAUAUCGAGGAGUUACUUAAAUUUUAGAAAAUCACUUGAGCUCAAGAACAAAAUUGCAGUUAUCUUCGCAUGGUGUCCUCAAACCAAAAAGUUUGAAAGGUGCAUAAUGCUAAUCAAGAACCCAAAUGAUCUAAAAAUGAAGAUGAAAAACUCAAAUAUCCUCCACGUACUAAACCUGAAAACUGAUACUCAAAUGAGUGAAAACUCAGAAGAUGAGAAAUCACAAUCACCACCAUAUGGAAUAACAGCAAAAGAUAUAAACCACUAUGUGCCAAUCAAGUAUAAACAGCUAUCAAAACUAUUGAUUUAUAUGGAAUCAGUAGGGUUGAUUAGAAAGGAAACGGAAAGAGAAGGGAAGCUUUUUAUGUACAGAUACUUCACAACAGAUAGUACAACACCACUAGUUAAAACUGAGAUUAUAGAAAGAGAUGACACUCCUUACUUGAAUGGUUUGGAACCAGGAUUUGAUUCAUCUAGUACGCAAACACCGGAUAAAGCUGAUAUUGACGAUAGUGAACCCCCUCAGAAGAACUACUCUGAAUUUCUUAACAUCCAAAAAGCUAGAUAUUUGGAAAAUUCUGUGUAUCUGCAGGACUUUGAGAGGAUAUUUGGUGACCUGCAGUUGCCGAAGCAAAUAAGCACUACCCUGUUUAAGAAAAGGAUGGUACUGAUGAAGAAUUAUUUGGACUAUUUUAAAGCAGCAACAUAUUCAAACUUAUCAAACUUCUAUUAUGAUAUGGAGAGAACCCAGACGAAAGUAGAUAGAAAAACAGCAAUGAGAGUAUCGAGCUUUGUCCUAGAGGAGCUGAAAUAUUUAAAAACUUUAAGGUGCGAAGAAUUGAAAGGAGCCAACCUGUCACUGACAGUAUUAUUUGAUUCAAGACACCUGACGGAAAAAGAAGCAUUCAAUUAUGUUAGAAAGAACAUAAUUAUGAAGAGAAACCUAGCCGCAGUACAAACGUUGGCAAUAAAGUCGAAGAUAAAUGACCAUUUCAAAGGCCCAGAAGGUGUAAAUAAUUUCCAGGAAGACACUAUAGAUAUACUGGAAUCUAAUCCAGAAAGUAAGGACGUGCUAAACCUUAACAUACAAGUGCCGUGUUUGAUCAGAAAUGUAUCAGUAAACCAGCAGAAUACAGAGAUUAAUGCAGAAAACUCACUGGGUUUCAGCCAGAGAGUGUUGUCAGCAAACGGUUACAUCUUCCCAAUAAUGACGAGAAUUAAGCUGUUACACUCAUUCUUAUUAGAAAACUUUAGUGAAUGCAGAUUUACAACAUUCGAUGUUCUGACUAAGAUGACACUCGAAAGUUAUUUUCAACUGAUAGGAUGUGGGUACAAACUGGAGAAAGUAGCAAAGUAUGUAAAUGAAAAUGUACUAAAGUUGCCAGAAGAGUAUUUAAAAAUACUGCUAUACACCAGAAGAGACCCGAUCUUAGUAUUAAAUAACCAGCUGAACUUUCUAUAUAGGAUUAAGCUAUUAUUAUUUGUACCGGACUCCUGUGAGCCAAGUAAAAAUGAUAGUUCCGCUGAAACAUCACCUGGAGAAGAUUUAAAUCCAGAGGUGGUUAAGAACAUUGAAGGUAAUAAGAAAGAAUUUGUCUGGGAGUUGAUUAAAACCGUCGACUUGCAUGAUUAUGUGAAUAGUCAGAUUGUGGGAAAAUAUGACCUUACAACUGACUUUGAGCCCUAUUGGCAGAAUUUUAAGAUGCAAGUGGACUCUUAUCUUAGCAGUGAAUUAGAGGCACCGCCUAAAAUACUAAAUGUUAAGCAAGUGUUUAGUAAGAAAAAUUGGAAAAAGGUAGUAUACCUAACAAGUGCAAUUAAGUCAGAGCUUGACCAGAUAAUAUCGAUAUGGCUUUCACUAAGCUGCAACUCACUUCACUACAAGAGCUUGAUCAAGUUAUUUCACAUGCCAAUAGAAGUCAUAAACACGCUCUCCACCAAAUUUAAGAUAAACAACACACAAAUCUACUCGUACCUACUAAGCAAGAUCAAGAAUAACAAGUAUGAACCACAAGUGGAGGAUGAUAGAAUACUGAAUAAAAUCAUAACAAACAUUCAUAGGGAUAACGAAAUACUGUGGAUAGCAAGAUACGUAAUAUCUGAAAAAUUGGUAAAUCAAAUAUUUGUAAAUUUUCUUAAAAAUGAUUAUAAUGGAUUUAUCAAAGACCAGGAUUCCGAAAAUGAGAUUAAUAUGGACACCAAUGUCACUGUUCGUAAAUUUCAGAGUUUUCUAACCCAGAAUAAACUGGACAAAGAUUAUAUAUCACUAGAAAGUUUACAGAAUGACAAGCCGCUGGAUGUCUGGAAUUACCUGCACAUUCUGUUUAAACACAAGUAUACAAUCAGCGAGUGCCAAAUCAUAUUUGACUACAUAAUCAAUAAGUCAAACUUCAAUUUGAGGAUACUGAAAAAGCUAAGAAAUAUGAAUAUAAAUGAAAUUGUUCAUUACACCAUGAAAAAAUCUCACUCUAACCCAACCAACAUCUAUAACACCACUCCAACAAAUGCCUUAUUUAAAACCAACAGCUAUCUUGUUGGCUCAAAGAAAGGUUCAAACGACUUUGAUCUCUUGAUAAGCUCGCUUAAACUAAAGUGCAUAGUGUUCACAUCAUUAUCAAGCAAAGGAGGGCAAUUAGUAAGGCAUAUAGAUCCUAGAGAUUUUAGACAAGUGUUGAGGAGGUGGGCUGAUCAUAGAUGGAUAGUAAGAAGUAAACAAAAGACAAACUUGUUUAAAGUAUACAAAUUGUCCAUCUUGUCAAAGCUUAAGCUUUUCCCAAAGUAUUCAAACCUUUAUCAUCUAGGAACACAGCUGCUCUCGUACAUUCAUUUGUAUGGUUACAACAGACCUUGUAGUAAUCCAGUAAACCAAAGAUUAGGAACACUGUCAUACUAUCCUAAUGAAUAUAGAGAAACCACAGUUACAGUGAAUAUGGAUUUAGGGCUGGAAUUAGGACUUGAUCUUGGCCAUGAUAUUAACUCUUCAUUUAUGGCAAACAAUGUGUCUGUGAUUAAAAACUGCUUAGAUUUGGACUUUUACACCAUUUUCAACAUACUAGAAAACUUUAAAAUCGUACAGUUGGACCCGAAGUGGAGUAGCCAUUCAAAUACCCAAACUAAGCUUAAGUCAGGCUAUUCACGCUUUGUAGAAGGAGGAAUAUCAAAACAUAUAAAAAGUAUGAAAAAUAACAUGUCAAUAACACAAGUGGGAGCAAACAUAAACUCAAUACAGGCAAAUCUAAGGUCACAAAACUAUGUAAAUGAAUAUGAAAAACAGAGUGUUGUGCCCAAAGCGAUGAUAUGUGAAAGUGAACUAACAGAUAUAUUGAAUCCUUCGCAAUUUGAACGUACAUACCCAGACUCCCUAGUUUCUCUAAACAAUUAUACAAGGAAAAAAAUUAAAAAAAUUUCAGGAGUGAUAGAUUACGUAAUGAAUAUGUUUAUGGUAGAAGAGGUUCCGGAUGGCGUUGAAAACAGUUUUUAUAAAUUGGUAGAUGUGGUUAAGAGCUCAGGAUUACACGGGAUUUCUCAUAAGAAGCUUAAAUUGGAAUUUAAACUUGUGUAUGAGAAGAAACCGUCUAAAAAAAGAAAGUAUUCUGGGGAUUUGAUUGCUAAUAAUGACUUAUCAGUUGAGAAUUUGGUUAAGAUUCUGAUUUAUGCAGCAUCCGUUCUAAGGCUUGUAAUAAUGGUGCCAGAUGGAACAGAAUAUUUGUACAUAUACUGGGAGUACUGUAAAGAUCUAUUCAUAGAUAAACAAGGUGGGAUUGAACUAAAUGGAAUUGUAGAACAAGGAUUUGAAAGAAAGAGGCCAGACUAUGUGCCUGAAUUGAUUUGGAUAAUAUGGGAAAGAAAACCAUUUGAUAUAAUACAAGAAAAUAUGGAACAAUUUCUGAGCAAUACAAGGGCUUUGUUGCCAGAAGAUUUGGAGUCUUACGCAAACACAUUAAAAUCAACAACACAAAACACAUUUGUAACACUUGAUGGUCACAUUAACGUGCAUUUGGUAGGAUUCUUAGCAUUAAAAAUAUUCUGUAUGGUUAAAGAUAAACCAGGGAUUACAACCCAUCAGGUAUGUCAUUUAAUUAUUAAAUAG
This is a messenger RNA of Theileria parva strain Muguga, 4446 nucleotides long. RefSeq lists its product as uncharacterized. Lineage: Eukaryota; Apicomplexa; Aconoidasida; Piroplasmida; Theileriidae. The coding region runs from base 1 to 4446 and encodes 1481 amino acids. The record is from RefSeq and is a predicted model, not a curated record. The transcript is spliced from 2 exons.